Messenger RNA from Sinocyclocheilus rhinocerous, 1498 nucleotides. RefSeq names its product tubulin polyglutamylase TTLL11-like. The transcript has 3 exons. The record is from RefSeq and is a predicted model, not a curated record. Gene Ontology annotation, molecular function: tubulin-glutamic acid ligase activity; tubulin binding. Gene Ontology annotation, biological process: microtubule cytoskeleton organization; protein polyglutamylation. Bases 743 to 1498 code for a protein of 251 amino acids. NCBI's taxonomy places the organism in Eukaryota, Metazoa, Chordata, Actinopteri, Cypriniformes, Cyprinidae. Gene Ontology annotation, cellular component: ciliary basal body.
AUGUGGCUGCCGUGUGCCUCUUCGGCUUCCGUUAGCUGCGUUGCGUUGUCAACAGGACCAAAACACCAGCAGCGACAACACACGGGAGCUUUACUCCUGGACUGUCCGCUGGCCAUCAGCUGACACCUCACCUGUCCGCCUGCAUUAACUCUCCCACGUCUUAGCAAAUAGCAAGUAAACGGAAUGCACGCGAUGUUUUCAUUUGGAGAUACGACGUCCGUUUAAAAGCGCGAGAGCAGUCGGUGCACCUCACCGGCACUUUAAAACUGACGGGGAAUGCGGUGAUGCGCCCAGCCAUGCGCUGCGCUCGUCUUCCUCAUAUUUAUGCCGCGAUAUGUGCCGUUAGUUGAGUAUUGCUUUAUAGAGAAUGGGAUGAAUUAGGCGCAAUUGCGUUCAUAUGCAGCUUGUGGUAUUAUUACAGGUAUAAGAACCCUUUUUUCCAUUAAAAGGACACCGGACGGACACCUGUCCCGUUAGAUCGCCAUCAAAAAUAUUCAGCACACUGUAAUGAUGUGUUAUCUUUCAGUGCUAAUAACGUUCAGACUGUAAUCAUGGAGUCGGUGCGUCUUCACGCUAGUUUAUCUGGCUCUAUAGUUGGCUUUUAUAGACUGGUUUCCCGUCUUUGUGCUUUAGUUUGGACAGCAGCAGCUGGUCCACAUUAGCACCUCAUGCUAGUACAUUAUCCUGACAUAUUCAUCACAUCUAAAUGAGAUAACAAACAAUCCGGCCAUUAGCUAACACUAUGAGCGAUCACUAUGAGAGAGUGAAGAUUGAGCUCCAGCAGAUGAAGGAGGUGGAGAACGAGGCCGCGGCCGACGGGGAGCAGCUGUCCCCGGCCUCGGUCUCUCCAGUCCCCGCUGACGUUUCCUUCACUGCUCGAAGAGACCAGUCCAAAAGUAGCAUUAACGGGAGAAGUCGGAGUAAAAGUAGGAGCAAAGCAGACGGUCACGAGAGACAGGUGAACGGUAAACAACUGCCGGAUCUGACGCCGCAGAAGUCAGACUAUUCACAAGGACAGAGCCGUGUGAGCAAUGAGCCAAACCUUAACAUUAAAGGAACGGCAAGGCUUUUAAAGGGUAAAACGGCGGCAAACGGUCACGUUGAGUCAUGCCAGAGACAGACAGAUGUGAAAUGUGAGCAUCAUGGCAAAGAGGCCAAAAAGAGAAGAGCUGUCACGGUGGACACCUCCAAGGCAAAGACGUCUCUGGAGGCGCUAAAGAUGAGCAUCAGACAGCUGAAGUGGAAAGAGUUUCCGAUGGGUAGGCGGACAGCCUGUGAUAUCUACUGGCAUGGCGUCUCUUUUCAUGACAAUGAGAACAUCAUCUCUGGGCAAGUCAACAAAUUCCCAGGAAUGAUAGAGAUGCUGCGGAAGAUAAACCUGAGUCGUGCCGUGCGUACCAUGCAGGAGCUGUUCCCGGAGGAGUACAACUUCUACCCACGCUCCUGGAUCCUGCCUGAGGAAUACCAACUCUUCUCCUCACAGGUACAAGCUCAGUGA